Molecule: messenger RNA, 798 nt
Organism: Oryza brachyantha (malo sina)
Lineage: Eukaryota; Viridiplantae; Streptophyta; Magnoliopsida; Poales; Poaceae
Product: membrane protein PM19L
Exons: 4
Coding region: 85-594 (169 amino acids)
Source: RefSeq, a predicted model, not a curated record
GAUCGAAGCAUCAGCACAACAGCAGCAGCAGCGCAGAGUGUGUUUUCUCGGGGAGCAGAGUUAGAGGUAAGAGCAAGAUCAGCAAUGGCGACGGGGGGUCCCAGUUCCAUGUCCGCCGGCCUCCUCUUCCUCAACCUCAUCAUGUACGUCGUCGUGGCCGUCAUCGCCGGCUGGGCCAUCAACUACAGCAUCGACGAGAGCUUCAACUCACUGCAGGGGGUGUCGCCGCCGGUGCGGAUGUUCCCGAUCUACUUCCCGAUCGGCAACCUGGCCACGGGGUUCUUCGUCAUCUUCGCGCUCCUCGCCGGCGUCGUCGGCGUCUCCACCUCGCUGACCGGGCUCCACGACGUCAGCCAGGGCCACCCCUCCAGCAUGAUGUCCGCCGCCGCCACCUCCCUCGUCACCUGGACCCUCACCCUCCUCGCCAUGGGGCUGGCGUGCAAGGAGAUCAGCAUCGGAUGGAGGCCACCGAGCCUGCGAGCGUUGGAGACGUUCACCAUCAUCUUGGCCGGGACGCAGCUGCUCUGCGCCGGGUCGCUGCACGCCGGAGCACACGCGGCCAUCAUACAGACGCCCAUGGCGAGCAGAGUGUGAGCACGCGCCGGAGGAUUCUGUUAAACAAGACCGUAUCAAUCUUGGCGACGAUUGGUUUCUGGUGUACGCGCACGCGCGCGCGUGAGGAUGUGUGGAUUAUGUUAGUGUGUGUGUGGAACUGUGGAUGUGUCUGUGUGCUCGUGGCGAAUCUGUUCGUUUGUAUUUGUCUCCGGCGGUAAUUCUUUUCAUUAAUUAAUUACUGAA